AAGUACGACAGGAAGGCUAGAGUGUAAAGGUGUUCAGGCAAAUUAGUUGUGGUACGGGCAUCUGUCACUUAGGUACUCUACACAGUUAAUCAAGAGCUGAAGGGAGCUUGUAGUGAGAUUGGGAACUGGCUACUUUGUUUAUAUGGAAGAAGAAAUGUGAGAAGUUUGGUGUACCGACUGGAAAGGUGAAAUUUAUUCGCUGAUUACUAUGUCUGGGUCUUAAAUUUGUACACAUUGUUGGGGAGGAAUUGCAGAUGUGCCUUUUGCCAAUUUCAGAUCUGGAUGGAAUUGCCAGUUCUCCACAUUUUAUCUGAGUGGAACCAGUUUGUGAAGCUGCCUGCUGUGGCAACAUCUGGGGUUAUGCUGCUAUGAGUAAGGCUGGAAGCUGUUGGAGCUGCUUCCUGUAGUACAGGGUUUGAUUCUACCCAGCCUUUGUUCGUUUCCUGUACGACUCUGAAGUUAUUUCACCAGACCGUACUCCUGGGCUGCUUCAGAAAAGUGACACGAGGGUUCAGUGGGCUGGCAUGGACUGGUGACGACUAGGAAACUUUAGCAGACGCAGCACCUGCCACCAUGUCGGGGGCAGGGGGCAAGCGGUCUGCAGGGGAUGGCGGCCAGGGGCCAUCCGAGAAGAAAAUGAAAACAGAAGAGAAGACUACCACCACACUCAUAGAGCCCAUUCGGUUAGGGGGCAUUUCAUCUACUGAAGAGAUGGACCUCAAGGUACUCCAGUUUAAGAAUAAGAAGCUGGCAGAACGUCUUGAGCAGAGACAAGCCAUUGAGGAUGAGCUGCGAGAGAGGAUUGAGAAGCUGGAAAAACGUCAGGCCACUGAUGAUGCCACAUUACAUAUCGUCAACCGCUACUGGAGUCUGCUGGAUGAAGAUGUGCAGGUUUUGCUGCAGCGAUACGAUGCUUCUGCAACACCCCUAUCACAGCCUGUUGUCCAACUGGAAAUGAAGACUGAUAUAGAGUUAAUGGAGGUUGAGCAUCAACAGCAGUCGCAGCUACUGCCACCACCUCCACUGCCACCAACACUACCGCUGCUACCACCUCCAUUGCCACCAGCACUACCACUGCCACCACCUCUACCACCACCGCCACCACCACCCCCACCACCACUGGCUGAGCCCCAAGUUGAGGAACCAAAGACUGAGGAAAAGCCUGAUGAGAGUGAGCCAAAAGUGCCAGCUCCCUCGUCUUCCUCAAACGAUGAGCUGAAUGAGACCGCACAGUCUUUCCUGGCCACCCUGGCUAGUAGCAGCAGUGAAGAGAUAGAACUACAUCUGCAAGAGCGAAUGGAGUUUUCCAAGAAAGCAGUCUCACGAAUUGUUAAGGUGUUUGAUCGGCUGCACCGUCGUAUUGAGGACCUUUGUCAGAAAAUACAGAGCUCAGUGACAUUUGAUUUCUUGGGUGACUCCACCAAGGUCUCGAACAAGGAGCUGAUUGAGGAGAACCGUAAGUUGCAGGAUCUGGCAACCCGGCUACAGGAGAAGCACCAUAAAAUAUCAUUGCAGUACAAUGAUCUACAAGACAAAGUCACUUCCUCAGAAACCAAGGUAUCUGAAAUGGAGACUGCCAUUGAGGACCUACAGUGGGACAUCGAAAAGCUACGUAAAAGGGAGCAGAAACUCAACAAACUGUUGGCCGAGGCUCUUGAACAGUUAAAUGCAGGGUAUCAUGCAGCUGGAGGUUCUGGUGGAUUCCAGGGUGGGCAGACCACCAUGAGCAUGCAGAAGUUUGAAAUGCUUAAUGCCGAGUUGGAAGAAAACCAGGAGCAUGCGAACAGCAGGAUGGCAGAACUAGAAAAGCUUCAACAGGAGCUGCAAGAAGCUGUACGGGAAAAUGAGAAGCUAAAGAUGGACCUGCUAAACUUCCCGGAGAUCAUGGUGAAAGAGACCGGAGAGUUCAAAUGUCUGCAGGCACAGUUCUCCUUGCUUUAUAAUGAGAGCCUGCAGGUCAAAACACAGCUGGACGAAGCACGGGCCUUGCUGAUGACCACAAAAAAUGCCCACUUGCGGCACAUCGAGCACAUGGAAAGUGAUGAACUGAAUCUGCAGAAGAAACUGCGCACUGAAGUUAUUCAGCUGGAAGACACGUUGGCACAGGUCCGCAAAGAAUACGAGAUGUUGCGCAUUGAAUUUGAGCAGAACCUUGCAGCAAAUGAGCAGGCAGGACCAAUUAAUCGAGAGAUGAGGCAUCUGAUCAGUAGCUUGCAGAAUCAUAACCACCAGCUGAAGGGUGACGUCCAGCGAUAUAAACGCAAACUCCGCGAGGCACAGGCUGAGCUGAACAAGAUUCGAAUUCAGAGUGGUGGAGCAUCAACUGGCUCUGGUUCAACCUCCACGCCUGUGACUGAUGAGCCCUUAACACCAGUUAAAGAGGAAGAGGGCCUGCCCGAGGUGAAAAUGGAGCCAAAGGAUCAACCUGUGAAAAAGGAACGUGAUGAUUCGGCCAUGGUGGAGUGUAAAAAGGAGGAAGAUGAAGUGAAGAAAGAUGAGAAGUCAAAAAAUCGAGACAGGGAGAAAGAUGCUGAGAAAGACAAAGAGAAGGACAAAGAUCGUGAACGAGAGAAAGAAAGGCAGAAGUCAGAAGAAUCGCGUAAAAGGGACUCUGAUGCAUUGAAACAACUUCGAGCAGAACUCAAAAAAGCUCAGGAGAGCCAGAAAGAGAUGAAGCUCCUGCUGGACAUGUACAAGUCGGCUCCCAAGGAGCAGAGAGACAAGGUGCAGCUCAUGGCUGCGGAGAAGAAGACCAAAGCUGAGGUUGAAGAACUGAAAUGCAAAAUCAAGGAACUAGAGGAGAAGGAGAGAAGAGAGAACAAGAAAAUGGCAGAUGAGGAUGCUUUGCGGAAGCUCAAGAUGGCAGAGGAGCAGAUUGAUCACUUGCAGAAGAAACUUGCAGCAACAAAGCAGGAGGAGGAAGCCCUGCUGUCUGAAAUGGACGUCACUGGUCAAGCCUUUGAAGACAUGCAAGAACAAAAUAUCAGACUGAUGCAGCAGUUGCGGGAAAAGGAUGAUGCCAACUUUAAGCUCAUGUCUGAACGCAUCAAGUCCAACCAGAUUCAUAAACUUCUGCGCGAGGAGAAGGAUGCGCUUGCAGACCAGGUACUCACACUGAAGACCCAGGUUGAUACACAGCUUCUUGUUGUACAAAAACUUGAAGAAAAAGAACGGGUACAACAGCAAAACCUGUCCACAAUUGAGAAGGAGCUUACUCUAAGGAUGCAAGCACUGGAGCACAACAAGAGGAAGGCUGUGGAAGCUGCUCAACUGGCAGAGGACCUGAAGGUUCAGCUGGACCACACACAGACAAAGCUUCGAGAGAUUCAGUCAUCUUUGACGGACAAUCGGACAGCCAAGGAGAAGGAAUCCUUUAACCUCAAGCGUGCUCAGGAAGACAUUUCAAGGCUGAGGCGGAAACUUGAAAAGCAGAAGAAGGUAGAGGUCUACACAGGAGCUGAUGAAAUUCUACAAGAAGAGAUCAAAGAAUAUAAGGCUAAACUGACAUGCCCAUGCUGUAACACCCGCAAGAAGGAUGCAGUUCUCACAAAAUGUUUCCACGUAUUUUGCUUUGAGUGUGUGAAGACACGAUAUGACACUCGCCAGCGAAAAUGUCCAAAGUGCAAUGCUGCAUUUGGUGCCAAUGAUUUCCAUAGGAUCUACAUCAGCUGAGGUUAAAUGGGACAGAGCAGGAUGAAAACUUACCCUCCAUCUGGGAAGGAAACAGACUGUGGCUUAAGGAGUGAAAGAAGUCAAUGUCAUUUUCUUUGUUCCAGACUUUAAUAUGACCAUUUUAUUUUGAAACUCCAAAGUGAAAUUACUUUCUAAAACUAAACAGGAGCACAGUUCUGGAUGUGCAAUAUUUUGUACCAUUAUGGUGUGAUACUUUGCAGUGGUCCAAAUACAAAAACUUGUAGAGUGAGUUUCUGUUUGGGUUCAGAACUCUGAAAUGUUAGCAUGUUAGAAUGCUGAGUUUUAAUUAGUUGGGGGGAUUGACGAGUUGGAGCCCCUUAUCCCUUUUCUCCCUCAUUUCUGACAGUUACCACUAGCUGAUGAGUUAAAUCUGUACAGAGCAGCAAAGUGUCUAUUGUUUAGAGAUAUAUUUUGUACAGUUUGAGUAACUUUCGUUGUUUUAAUUGUUCUUUUAAUUUAAUUAUUUUAAUUUGUGGGGCACUGGUAUUUAGCUUUUAUUUUCCCCUGGCAUUUUUGUUACAGAUUUUACUUUGUGGGCCUGCAUAUCAGAGCUACAUGUUCAUCUAUUAAAAACAGUUACUGAAGUUGCUGAAUAAGACAGUCUGUGUGGGUUGGUUAGGAGUUAAAAGAAUGUAGACCCCCCAAUUGCUGUCAAAUGUAAACGGUGAAAUCAACAAGUUUGAAGUUUUAUUUGCUUAGACAUAUAACUGAUUUUCUUCCUUCUGGGGAAAAUGGAUAAAUCUAGGAAGCAAUGGUAGAAUAUGAUUUGAAAGUACAGGACAUGAAGAUGUGCUAAAAAGAAAAACAAAUGUGGUGUGUUUGUAAUAUUGUACAAGCUGUGUAGAAGAGGCCACAUGUUUUGCCAGCCAAUGAGAAUACAAUGCUUCCCUUGAGUUCCAGUGAAGCCGUAUGCUGUAAUAUUAGGAGGAGGCUCCCUUAAUUUCCUUUGGAAUGUUGGAUCUCCUGAAAUCUUUGUGCCUAUAAAGUGUCCCUCACAAAACAGUUGCACUGUGAUUGAAAGUAUCAGUGUGUUUUCCGACUGGAAUGUUUCCAUUUUACUUUUGUGAGCCAAGCUUUUGUUCUUGACUGCCUUCUUAACAGUGUGUGCUUAUGUUUGAUGUUCAUACAAGAAGUCUAAGUAAUUUUAAUGGCACCAUAGGUUUAAAUUAAUGUAUUGUCAACAAAAAAUGUUAAAUGUGAAAAAAAUGACAAUGUUUCAGAAAUGUUCAUAUUUUUAUUUUCAAUAAUUUCUAUUUGUAGUCCCCUUUGGCAGGUUGGGAAUUGAGAUUGAGGAGAGGGGUGCAGAGAACUCAUUCUAGAAUAAUGGCACUUCUCAUGAGCUGUAUUAAUACCAGCAGGUGCCUGCUGUGCCGAUGUCCGAAGUGAGUGGCAGUACUGGAAACUGCAGAGUAGCCCAUGUGAGGGCCAUGGUCAGUGAGAGGAUGAAGGGUAGUGUCACUUAGCUCAUGAUGUGGCAUUAGAUUGCUGUCAGGCUGUGCAACUCGUAAGGUAAGCACACGAAUAGAAAUGUCCCAGUGCCACUGGCAACACGGUUAUCAUCAUUUCUGGGGGAAAGUCAGAGUCGGUCCCUUUGUCCAUCUUUGGUGUUGCCACUUCUGUCUUAAAACAACUUGUGUAACACAGUCUGCUGUUAAGUUACUUGGCAUUCCAUGUAAAUAAUAAAAGUCCUUUACUUUUG
This is a messenger RNA of Protopterus annectens (West African lungfish), 5392 nucleotides long. It is a transcript of the gene RNF40, whose product is annotated as ring finger protein 40. Lineage: Eukaryota; Metazoa; Chordata; Ceratodontiformes; Protopteridae. The transcript is spliced from 23 exons. The record is from RefSeq and is a predicted model, not a curated record. Gene Ontology annotation, molecular function: ubiquitin protein ligase activity; metal ion binding. Gene Ontology annotation, cellular component: nucleus; HULC complex. The coding region runs from base 574 to 3672 and encodes 1032 amino acids.